GGCUGCUGUACGGUCAAAAUGACGGGUAGGAAAUGUUUUUCUUUUGCGGUUUUCAUUAUAGGAAAGUAGGCGAGAGGCCCGCUUUCUUUUCUCGGCCGACGAUAUGGACCCUCAUAUAGUUGGACAGCUACAGUAAGCCAACCUGCCGGCGCGGAAAGAAAACAGUUCUUUUAACAGAGUUGGCUGCUGACUGAGCUUCAGCCAUGGUGCAGGAGUACCAGUCCCCUGUUCGGGUCUACAAGCACCCGUUUGAGUUGAUAAUGGCGGCCUACGUGAGACGGUUCCCAAAGUGUCCAUUGAUUCCAAUGUUUGUGGACAGCGAGAUCAUAAGUGAGAGCCAAAGUGAUGAUGGAUGCGUGCUGGUGACUGAGAGGCGCUGUACGAUCGACAUCGAAGCCCCACGACUUCUCAAACGGAUCGCCGGUGUGGAUUAUCUGUACUUCAUGCAAAAAAACUCUCUGAACCGCAGAGACAGGACCCUCCAUAUUGAGGUUCACAAUGAGACUUUUUCUAACAGAGUCAUUGUCCGUGAGAGGUGCAGCUACACGGUUCAUCCAGAGAAUGAGAGCUGGACUUGCUUCGAACAGUCGGCUAGUCUGGAUAUUAAGUCCUUUUUUGGUUUUGAAAGCACCGCAGAGAAGAUAGCAAUGAAGCAAUAUGCUAGUAGCAUUAAAAAGGGUAAAGAAAUUAUUGAGUACUACCUCAGAGAGCUAGAGAAAGAAGGACUCACUUAUAUACCUCGUUGGACCUCCACUGUUGACUCUGGCACAGUCACUUGGAGGCACCAGCUGCCGCCCCCCUCUGCUGCCAGAGCCAUCCCAGUGAACAGUGCCAAGGACGGGCUGCACUGUAAAGACUCGUCAUGUUCUGCAGAGCUAGUGACCGGUUCGCCUGACGACAAGUUGGAUGCUGACUACAUCAGACGUUACCUAGGUGAUUUAACGCCUCUGCAGGAGAGCUGUCUUAUUCGGCUGCGUCAGUGGCUGCAGGAAACCCACAAGGGCAAGAUUCCAAAGGAUCAGCAUGUGCUACGCUUCCUCAGGGCCAGAGAUUUCAACCUCGACAAGGCCAGGGAGUUCCUCUGCCAGUCACUGACCUGGAGGAGACAGCAUCAGGUGGAUUUCCUGUUAGACACAUGGAAGCGUCCACAACUGCUCCAGGAUUAUUACUCUGGAGGCUGGCACCACCAUGACAAAGAUGGCCGUCCUCUGUACAUUUUGCGUCUGGGUCAAAUGGACACUAAGGGUUUAGUACGAGCCUUGGGUGAGGAGGCGCUGCUGAGACAGGUGCUUUCCAUUAACGAGGAGGGACUGAGGCGCUGUGAGGAAAAUACCAGAGUUUUUGGACGACCUAUUAGUUCUUGGACUUGCCUGGUGGAUCUGGACGGUCUAAACAUGCGUCACCUGUGGCGACCUGGCAUUAAGGCGCUGUUGAGAAUCAUCGAAAUUGUUGAGGCCAAUUACCCUGAAACUUUGGGUCGCCUGCUCAUACUGCGGGCACCGAGAGUUUUCCCUGUGCUGUGGACCCUGGUCAGCCCCCUUAUUGAUGAAAACACUCGUAAGAAGUUCCUUGUUUAUGCUGGAAACGACUACCAGGGUCCAGGAGGUUUGGUAGACUACAUCGACAGAGAAAUCAUCCCUGACUUCCUGCAAGGAGACUGCAUGUGUGACAUCCCAGAAGGAGGAAUGGUUCCCAAAUUUCUGUACAGAACAGCAGAAGAAUUAGAGAGUGAAGAAAACCGCCUGUUGACUGAUUCCAUCUAUAAAAGUGCCAGUAUCUACAAGGGGGCUCCAUACGAGCUGCUGAUAGAGAUCACAGAGGCCUCCUCUGUCAUCACAUGGGACUUUGAUGUGUCUAAAGGAGAUGUGGUCUUUAACAUCUACCACUCCAGGAAAGCCCCUCAGCCUCCCAGAAAGGAAACUCAUGGUAUCGCUUCCCUAGGGGCUGUUAAUCCACAGCUUAUAGACAAGAGCUGGGUACUAGGCCAGGACUACAGCAUGGUGGAGAAAGCCCUCAUGUGUAGGGAGGGAGAGAGUGUGCAGGGCUCCCACAUAACACGCUGGCCCGGCUUCUACAUCCUCCAGUGGCGUUUCCUAAGCUCCGCAGCCUGCGCAGCCUCCAGCAUGCCUCGAGUGGAUGAUGUGCUGGCCUCUCUGCAGGUUUCCUCCCACAAGUGUAAAAUCAUGUACUACACCGAGGUCCUUGCCUCCUGUGACUUCAGGGGUUCCAUGACCAGUCUGGAGUCUUGUCACAGUGGCUUCUCACAGCUCAGUGGCACCACAACAUCCUCUACUAUUUCAAGGUAGCAUCUGUUAAGCGGACGUCCAGAUGCAGCAAUGACCAAAGCUCACUUGUAUCCACCAGCUCUGCUUGUCCUUGGUACCUUCAAAGAGAAUUUUGUUUUUCAAAUAUGAGCUGUGUCACUGAAGACUGAUUUUUGUUUCUACCGGAGUACAUUAAUAAUGCAAAUACCUGAUGAAAAUGCACUUUCAUCUUAUAUCCUUGCAAUACGACAAUGCAUAAAAUGAAAAUGUGAGAUGGCUCACACACAGUAGCGUUUAUAUAUUCUUAGAUUAAAAUUUAAA
Messenger RNA from Pelmatolapia mariae (spotted tilapia), 2585 nucleotides. It is a transcript of the gene sec14l1, whose product is annotated as SEC14-like protein 1. Bases 204 to 2306 code for a protein of 700 amino acids. The transcript is spliced from 16 exons. The record is from RefSeq and is a predicted model, not a curated record. NCBI's taxonomy places the organism in Eukaryota, Metazoa, Chordata, Actinopteri, Cichliformes, Cichlidae. Gene Ontology annotation, molecular function: RIG-I binding. Gene Ontology annotation, biological process: negative regulation of RIG-I signaling pathway. Gene Ontology annotation, cellular component: cytosol; cytoplasm.